Messenger RNA from Nannospalax galili (Upper Galilee mountains blind mole rat), 923 nucleotides. RefSeq names its product dickkopf like acrosomal protein 1 (gene Dkkl1). Gene Ontology annotation, biological process: negative regulation of canonical Wnt signaling pathway. The transcript has 5 exons. The coding region runs from base 158 to 850 and encodes 230 amino acids. The record is from RefSeq and is a predicted model, not a curated record. Gene Ontology annotation, molecular function: co-receptor binding; receptor antagonist activity. NCBI's taxonomy places the organism in Eukaryota, Metazoa, Chordata, Mammalia, Rodentia, Spalacidae.
UGGGGGCGUGGCCAGUCUUGAGGCGCGCACCCAACGCUCCAGCAUUCUGCCUGGACUCGAGGCCAGAACUGGAUUAUAACAGUCCGUGGCCAGCGGCGUCCGGAGCGGGGUGGCCCAGCUGUGGUCCAGGAGAAGGCAAAGUCUCCCACCAGCCGCAAUGUGGCACCUCGGGGUCCUGCUGCUGCUCCCCUCAACCCUGGUGUCUCCCUCCUUUGCUGCCCCGAUCCAUGAUGCCGACCCACAGGAGAGCACAUCAGGGUUCCUGGGCCUUCAAAGUUUUCUCCAAACCUUCAGUCGACUUUUUCUGAAAGAUGACCUGUUACGGGAUCUGGACAACUUUCUUUCCUCCCCCAUGGACUUCCGGGACCUUCCUAGGAACUUCCACCAGGAAGAGAACCAGGAGCACAGGAUAGGGAACCAUACGCUCUCCAGCUACUUGCAGACAGACAAGAUGACUGACAAGACAGGGGAGGUGCUCAUCUCUAAGAAGGUAGUUGCCUCCAUUGAGCCAGAAGAAAACCUGGAAGGCGACUGGAGGGUGCCCAGAGUGGAGAAGGAGGCCCUGGUGCCCACCAAGGAGGCCACUGACAGCUUGCACCCAGAGCCCCGGCAAAUAGCGUUCUGGAUCAUGAAGCUGCCCAGGCAUAGGGCCCACCAGAAUGUGCAAGACAGCAGCCCCUGGCUCACUGAGAAGCGACACCGCCUGCAGGCCAUCCGGGAUGGGCUGCGUGGAGGUGCCCAUGAGGACAGCCUGGAGGAUGGGGCCCAUGUCCCCAUCGUGCCCCACGCCAGGCUGCCUGUCCGAAAGACCCACUUUCUCUACAUCCUCAGACCAUCCCAGAAGCUCUAGGGUAGGGACCCAGAGUCCUUGCAUGUGCCACACCCAACCCCAGCACCUGAUGGAAAUAAAGAUUUUUCUCAUA